Molecule: messenger RNA, 2094 nt
Organism: Purpureocillium takamizusanense
Lineage: Eukaryota; Fungi; Ascomycota; Sordariomycetes; Hypocreales; Ophiocordycipitaceae
Exons: 2
Coding region: 1-711 (236 amino acids)
Source: RefSeq, a predicted model, not a curated record
AUGGCGUCCUCAAAGGACGGGAUUGCGAGCCGCCUACCUGCAGCUGACGACGCCGUCCUUCGGAGACCAGCCCUCCCGGGGUCGCCAUCGAUGCCGCUCGAAGCCGAGCCCUCGAGCUCCCUGGCAGAGCCCUUCCCGCGCCUGUCCAUGUCGACACCGACUCGACUGCUGCUAGGAUCCGUGUCGUCCGGCAUCGUGGGAUUCACGCUGGGGGCCAUGCAGGGCGGCCAGACGGCGCAGCUACGGUUCCGGGCGGAGCACGCCCACAAGAUGCCCGACACGACGGCUGGCUGGUACUUUUACCACAAGUCCAAGAACUACCACGCCAUGCAGGGCGGCAUCCGCGAGGGGUUCCGCAUGGCGGCCAGGACGGGCCUUUGGAGCUUCGUCGCGCUGGGGCUCGAGAGCACAGUGGAUCGAUACCGCGGGUGCAGCGACAUGUUCUCGACAACGGUCGCGACGCUCAGCGUUGCGGGUGCGUUUUCGUUGUGGCACCGAUUCUCGCUGUCGACUGCCGGGCGGACGGCCAAGCUGGGGCUGCUGUUUGGGCUCGCAUACGGGGGUGUCCAGGACCUGGUCGGCUUAGCCCGCGGCAGACCGAUUGGGUACGUCGAGAUUGUCCGACGCCGGUUUGGGGCCGCGUCGCGCAACCCCGACGAGACUGCAGGACGAGGCGGCGGCGGCAGCGGAGAGCGGGCCGGGCAGGCGUGAGCCCCGUCCGUUGUUUUGCAUCGACAACGAGCGAGCGAGCGAGCAGCGAGCCAGCCGGGUCAGGUGGGGAAACCAGGCUGGGCUGGGCUCUGUUUUUUUUUUCUUCACAUCACGAUGGCUUCCUCCACCCAACCCCAGCCAGCCCAGGCAGCACGAGUCGAAACGCCGAUGCCAUGCGUUGCGAGGUCGGCGGGCGUGUCGGACGAUUCGGGAGUGGCUGGGCGGCCCCGACGGUGGGAUGGGCCACCUCACCUUGUUGACCUGGUCGGGGCCAGGUCAGCUGGCCCGCCACCCACCCGGGCACCGCACCCAUCACAUUACAUUACAUUACGCCGCAAGACACCCACACGCAUAACGCCGGCAUCACGAUGACGACGGGCGGGGGGAGCGCUCGACCGCAUAGUGACGCCUGACGCCUAACGCCUAACAAGAUGGCGAUGGCGAUGACGGGAGAGAGGCCAGCAACGACCAACGCGUGUGCCAGGUCAGGCCAGGCCAUCCCAGGCCAGGCAGACGCGGACGGACGGACGUCGGGUCACCGGUGGCCGUAUCUGGCUACCGUGCCUUUUUUAUCCUGGGGGGACGGUCGGUCGCGGCACCCCUGUGUGCGACGCUACACCGGUCCCGUCAGCCCCGGGGGUCGGGUCGGUCGCGAGAUAUGGCCCAGCCCAGAUGCCAGCCAAGGGCGGCGAGAGCGUGCCGGGGGCCCUGCCGUAUCGGAGGCAUUCCAGCAGGACGAAUGCGAUACCACGGCGGGGCGCUGAUUGGGCAAUGGCGACGGUGCGGCUACUCGCGGGCAUCGCUAAUGCAGCAAGCGGGGAGCCACGUGACGCCGCACCGCCCGAAGUGGCAAUCGCAUGCUGCAGGGGCAGGCCUGACUGGCUGCUUGGGGGCGACACGGGCGAGACGGGGCAGAGCUGCCAGACCCUGGGAUCGAGCCCCAGCCGGUGGGGACGCGGCAUCGGUCGGCGCUCGCGCGCUGCGUGCGUGCGUGCGUGGGUCUCCGCAGAUGCGAUACUGGCCUGGGUGGGUGGGGGCGAGCCGCAGGUUAGGUUAUCAAUGGAUCAUGCUGUCUGCGGCCGGAGGACACUCGGAGCCCAGUGUCUGGGACACGGCCAGUUUCUGUGACUGAUUAGCCCCGAGGGUGCUUCUGGGUUUGUUCUAGAGCCCUCUCUGCCCCCUCCCCCCCGUUUGCUGCUAUCGCCUGAGCCGCGAUGGAGCGAGGACCGCUUACCCACCCGACCCCCGGUCCCGGGGAAGCCCUGCCCGCCCGCCUACCUGCCUGCCUGCCUACCAUCCUGCUUGACCGGGGUGUAAUCAGUGCCGUGUUUUCUCGUGGGAGGGGGCGCCCCUCGAGUAAUUGUAAUACAGUACCAAGCGUCG